Molecule: messenger RNA, 1728 nt
Organism: Balaenoptera ricei (Rice's whale)
Lineage: Eukaryota; Metazoa; Chordata; Mammalia; Artiodactyla; Balaenopteridae
Gene: GABRA2
Product: gamma-aminobutyric acid type A receptor subunit alpha2
Exons: 11
Coding region: 193-1728 (511 amino acids)
Biological process (GO): gamma-aminobutyric acid signaling pathway; regulation of postsynaptic membrane potential; chloride transport
Cellular component (GO): synapse; neuron projection; postsynapse
Molecular function (GO): benzodiazepine receptor activity; GABA-gated chloride ion channel activity; transmitter-gated monoatomic ion channel activity involved in regulation of postsynaptic membrane potential
Source: RefSeq, a predicted model, not a curated record
UCCUCGCGCCGCCGCCACUCCUCGCGCUCUCCUUCGGCUGCAACCAGCCCAUCGCUCCCCGCUCGCCGGGCUGCUGCAGUCUGUCUGUCUGUCUGUCUGUCUGUCUGUCUGUCUCUCUCAAGUUUCCUAUCUCGUCAAGAUCAGGGCAAAGGGAGGAAAACACCCAAUUCUGCUUGCCGUUUCAGAGUGGUGAUGAAGAUGAAACUGAACAUCUGCAACAUGCAGUUGCUGCUUCUUGUUUUCUUGGUGUGGGACCCAGCCAGGUUGGUGCUGGCUAACAUCCAAGAAGAUGAGGCUAAAAAUAACAUUACCAUCUUUACAAGAAUUCUAGACAGACUUCUGGAUGGUUACGAUAAUCGGCUUAGACCAGGACUGGGAGACAGUAUUACUGAAGUCUUCACUAACAUCUAUGUGACCAGUUUUGGCCCCGUCUCAGAUACAGAUAUGGAAUAUACAAUAGAUGUUUUCUUUCGACAAAAAUGGAAAGAUGAACGGUUAAAAUUUAAAGGUCCUAUGAACAUCCUCCGACUUAACAAUUUAAUGGCCAGCAAAAUCUGGACGCCAGAUACCUUCUUCCACAACGGGAAAAAAUCAGUAGCACAUAAUAUGACAAUGCCAAACAAGCUUCUUCGAAUCCAGGAUGAUGGGACUCUGCUAUACACAAUGAGGCUUACAGUUCAAGCUGAAUGUCCAAUGCACUUGGAGGAUUUCCCAAUGGAUGCCCACUCAUGUCCUCUGAAAUUUGGCAGCUAUGCGUAUACAACCUCGGAGGUCACUUACAUUUGGACAUACAAUGCAUCUGAUUCUGUACAAGUUGCUCCUGAUGGCUCUAGGUUAAAUCAGUAUGAUCUGCUGGGCCAAUCAAUUGGGAAGGAGACAAUUAAAUCCAGUACAGGUGAAUAUACCGUAAUGACAGCUCAUUUCCACUUGAAAAGAAAAAUUGGGUAUUUUGUGAUUCAGACAUAUCUGCCUUGCAUCAUGACUGUUAUUCUCUCCCAAGUGUCAUUCUGGCUUAACAGAGAAUCUGUGCCGGCAAGAACUGUGUUUGGAGUAACAACUGUUCUCACAAUGACCACUCUAAGCAUCAGUGCUCGGAAUUCUCUCCCCAAAGUGGCUUAUGCAACUGCCAUGGACUGGUUUAUUGCUGUUUGUUAUGCAUUUGUGUUCUCUGCCCUAAUUGAAUUUGCAACUGUUAAUUACUUCACCAAAAGAGGAUGGGCUUGGGAUGGAAAGAGUGUAGUAAAUGACAAGUCCCCUUCAAUAAAAGCUGAAGGCAUUACAUUAAUAUACAACUCAGUGAAGGCAAUUCUUCAAGGAGCUAAGCUAAUAUGGUCCAAGUAUAUAGCUUUCUCAUGGCCCAGUUUAAUCCAAGGAAAGACUUUAGAGUACUUAGAGAAGUGGAUGGACUGUAUAAUCUUCAAACAAUCUUCUAAAAAAGAAAAAGCCUCUGUCAUGAUACAGAACAAUGCUUAUGCAGUGGCAGUUGCCAAUUAUGCCCCGAAUCUUUCAAAAGACCCAGUUCUCUCCACCAUCUCCAAGAGUGCAACCACGCCAGAACCCAACAAGAAGCCGGAAAACAAGCCAGCCGAAGCCAAGAAAACCUUCAACAGUGUUAGCAAAAUUGACAGAAUGUCUAGAAUAGUUUUCCCAGUUUUGUUUGGUACAUUUAAUUUAGUUUACUGGGCUACAUACUUAAACAGAGAACCUGUAUUAGGGGUCAGUCCUUGA